UUUUUUUUAAUAUAUAUAAAUUUAAAAAUUAAAGACAAUAUGACAGAACUUAAUUUUGAUUGUCUUACACUUAUUUUUGAUGAAUUACGAACAGAUAAAAAAUCCUUACAUUCAUGUCUUUUCGUUAAUAAGAAAUGGUGUAACAUUGUAGUUCCAAUUUUAUGGAAAUAUUCAUUAUAUAAUUUAAGCGAACAAAAAGAAGAAAAAAUUUUUAAUAUAAUACUUUCCUGUUUACCUUUAUCUUCUAAACAACUUUUAUUGGUUAAUGAUAUUAAAUUAUCAUCAAAAAUUCUUUUAAAUACUCCAACAUUUAAUUAUAUUAGUUUUUGUAAAUUUCCGGAAAAUGAAGUUAUAAGAAAAAUUAUAGAAAUGGUUUUAGGAGAUCUUACAAGAUAUUAUAAAAGAAAUAUUUUAGAACAAGAAAUUUACAAAUUAUUUGUUAGUCAAUGUAAAAAUAUUGGAGAAUUACGAUGGCAAACUUUACAACCUUUAUCAUUAUUUCCUGGGGCAUCAACAUGUUUCUCUCAACUUUAUAAUUUAUUUAUUGAUGUUUUUUCAUUAAAUUCUGAUACACUUUAUGAAAUGGCAAAAUUUUGUAAAAAUUUAAAUUCAUUAUCUAUUCAUAAUUUUUCUAAAGAUCUUCCUGGAUUGGUCUCUUUAAUUGAUGCACAGGUAAAUUUAAGGAGAGUAAAUCUUUGUACUAUUUUUAAAGGAGGAAAUUGUGAGGAUUUAAGCAAGGCGUUAACGAGAAAAUGUAAUACGAUAAGUUAUCUUUCUUUUAAUUCAAUUGGUACUAUUCCACCUUCAUUUUUAUCAUCACUCGUUAAUUUAAAGUGGUUAUCAAUUUUUAAUAAUGAAGAUUAUGAAGAUAUUGAAGAUGAUAUUAAAGAAUUACAAAAAUAUCUUGCUAUAUCAGAAUUUCCAAAUCUUCAAUAUCUUAAUAUUAAUGGAUUAUCAUGUUUUAAAGAAUUAUCAAUGUUAGUUGAAAAAACCAAAGGAAAUCUUUCACAUAUUGAUAUUUUUAAUAUUGAUAGGGAUAUUGCUAAAAAUACAGGAAUGUUAAUUAAAGUAAUUGCAGAAAAUUGUCCAAAUAUUAAAUUAUUAUUUACUUACCUUGAACCUCAAGAUUUUAUUCAUAUAAAAUCUUUAUUAAUAAAUUGUAGAUAUUUAAAAACAAUAAGAUUUGAUAGUUUAGAUUUUUUUAUGGAUGAAAAUGAUAAUAAUAUAGGGGAUGAAUUAUUAGAUAUUUUAAUCUCAUUUUCUCCAAAAUGUUUAAAUGAUAUAACUGUUAGUAAAAGUUGGAAAUUUUCUAUUAAUACUUUUGAACGUUUUUUUGAAAGUUUUAGAGAUCGACCUUUACAUUAUUUUUAUAUGAUUUGUCAUGGAAGAAGUUAUAUUACUGAAGAACAUAAAAUUAUGGUUAAACAAUAUAUUGAAGAAGGAGUUAUAAAAUAUUCAAGUUUUAGUUAAAUCAUAAGACGUAAGUAAUAUAAUUUUCACACACAUAUAUAUAUAUAUAUAUAUUAUAUCUCAAAUAUUUCAAGGAAUUUG
This is a messenger RNA of Rhizophagus irregularis DAOM 181602=DAOM 197198, 1551 nucleotides long. RefSeq lists its product as uncharacterized. The record is from RefSeq and is a predicted model, not a curated record. Lineage: Eukaryota; Fungi; Glomeromycota; Glomeromycetes; Glomerales; Glomeraceae.